Messenger RNA from Aspergillus sclerotioniger CBS 115572, 993 nucleotides. It is a transcript of the gene pup1, whose product is annotated as proteasome core particle subunit beta 2. Gene Ontology annotation, molecular function: threonine-type endopeptidase activity. Gene Ontology annotation, cellular component: proteasome core complex. Lineage: Eukaryota; Fungi; Ascomycota; Eurotiomycetes; Eurotiales; Aspergillaceae. The coding region runs from base 175 to 993 and encodes 272 amino acids. The record is from RefSeq and is a predicted model, not a curated record. The transcript has 3 exons.
CCGCCAUCUCCCUCCGUCCAGCUAUAGCUCCUGUGUCCUCCCUCCGUCGUCCAUUUCUUCUCCCUUAUCGUCCCUCGUCAAACUCGGUUUGUCUUCAUCCCGCGAAGUUUUGAACCCUUCACCUCUCACGGCCUCCGCCCUUCCUCACAGCUACCAUCCCUCCACGCCGUCACCAUGACAGGCUUCGAUUUCUCCAACUACAACCGUAACGCGGCUCUCCACGCGAAGGGAGUUCCUCUCCCCAAAGCCACCAGCACCGGUACCACGAUUGUUGGUUGUAUAUAUGACAAUGGCGUUGUGAUUGCAGCAGAUACCAGAGCUACCAGCGGUCCGAUAGUAGCAGACAAGAACUGCGAGAAACUCCACUACAUCGCGCCCAAGAUCUGGUGUGCAGGAGCCGGUACGGCCGCCGACACCGAGUUUACGACGGCACUGAUCAGCUCGAACAUCGAACUGCACGCACUUUCGACAGGCCGGCCCCCACGAGUAAUCACCUGCAUGACGAUGCUGAAGCAGCACCUCUUCCGAUACCAAGGCCACAUCGGAGCGUAUCUGGUGGUUGCGGGUGUCGACCCGACCGGUAUUGGCCUUUUCACUGUGCACGCGCACGGAUCGACCGACAAGCUGCCCUACGUGACCAUGGGAUCGGGUUCAUUGGCCGCGAUGUCUGUGUUCGAAUCGAUGUGGAAGCCGAAUUUGGACCGCGAUGGCGCGGUUGCGCUGUGCGCGGAGGCUAUUAAGGCCGGUAUCUUCAACGAUCUGGGAUCCGGUAGUAACGUGGACGUGUGCGUUAUCCAGAAGGAUCAGCCCACGCAGUUGCUGCGCAACUACAUUAAGCCCAAUGAGCGUGGUGAGAAGGAGCGCAAUUACCGCUUCCCCAAGGGAACGACUGCCUAUCUCAACCAGAAGAUCAUCAGCAAGGAGGACAUGCGCAAGUACGUUUCGGUCGAGGAGGCGUCGGGUGAUCCGAACUUGAUGGAGGUGGACAUGUAG